This is a messenger RNA of Penicillium digitatum Pd1, 558 nucleotides long. Its product is annotated as putative integral membrane protein. The record is from RefSeq and is a predicted model, not a curated record. NCBI's taxonomy places the organism in Eukaryota, Fungi, Ascomycota, Eurotiomycetes, Eurotiales, Aspergillaceae.
AUGGGGAUUGAUUUGGGAGUCGUGUUGCUGCCGCUCCCUAUUGUCUGGCGACUCCAAAUGUCGAGUCGUAAAAAGACCGGUGUCACUGCAUCGUUCGCCAUAGGUAUCCUAACGGCCGGUAUCAAUCUUGGCCGCAUCAUUCAGACCAAGUUGUGUCCAGCUGAUGAUCUAAUUUACUGCCUCAGAGACUCCUCUAUUUUUAUCAUGGCGGAGAUGACGGCUGGAAUAUUAGUAGCCUGCGUACCAACAUUUGGGCCCUUGUUGUUUCGUGGGCGAAAUGUACGUUCAGUGCAACCACACGAUUUACCCACAAUUGGGUCAGUUCGAAUCCGCCCUCGUCCAGCAAAAUUCGACUCUCUGCUUUCCACGCUGGAUCGCAGUCACCAUGAUGGUGGAGACCGAGGCAAUACAAAGGAAGUGGAGUCCGCGUGUGCCCCCACACAUACCGGGACUGGGAAUGAGAGUGAAACUCCAGAGACAGGGAUUUUGGUGACGCGCGACCUCGAUGUGCAUAGUCUGAAUAUUCUACCUCGAGUGUCAGAGACUUCCACUGUUUGA